Dermatophagoides farinae (American house dust mite) is the source of this 2526-nucleotide messenger RNA. It is a transcript of the gene Reck, whose product is annotated as Reversion-inducing-cysteine-rich protein with kazal motifs. Gene Ontology annotation, biological process: extracellular matrix organization. The record is from RefSeq and is a predicted model, not a curated record. Gene Ontology annotation, cellular component: plasma membrane. NCBI's taxonomy places the organism in Eukaryota, Metazoa, Arthropoda, Arachnida, Sarcoptiformes, Pyroglyphidae. Gene Ontology annotation, molecular function: metalloendopeptidase inhibitor activity; protein binding.
ACAACAGCAACAAAAACAACUUCAAAUCAUUGAUAGAUUAAUCGUAAUUUCUUAUUUUCCAUUUUCCAAUUAUUUUCAUCAUCAUUCAAUGAAGCCAAACAAUGUUGUCAACUAACUUUGAAUCAAAUGUGUCAAAAUAGUUGCCAUAAUUCAUUCAAUGAAUUUUGUAAUGAUGAUUAUUAUUGUAGUGAUAAAUCAAAAAUUUUGGAUCAAAUAGAAAUUUCUUGUGAUAAACCAUUGGUCAAUCUCGAAACGGAUGAACUUUGGGAUUGUCUUUUAACAUCGGGUUAUUUUAACGGUGAUAAUGAUCUCAAUGAUGGCCAUAAAAAUAUUGAAAGUAUAUCAAAUGAAAAAUCAAUGAAAAAAUUACAGAUCAAUACAGUGGAUAAAUCAUAUUACGGUGGAAUGAAUCCAGCAAAAUUUGUUUGCUGUGAAAGAGCACAACAGAAAAAAUGUCGAAAACUUUGUUAUGAAACAUAUUCUAAUAAAUGGCUGGAAUCAUGGCAAAAUUUUGAACAAUUCUGUCAACGAUCAUCGAAUGAAAUAUCAUUGAAUCAAUGCCUAGAUGAUGCCGAUAGCCUAUGCACUUAUAAAUGUCCGAUAAAAUUACAUUUUUGUCAUCACUUUAAUAACUUCGAAUAUCCAUUAAGAAAUUGUAAUCGAAAUUCUGAUAAACAAGCCGAGAAAAUGUUUCAUUUAUGGAUUCUACAAAACAUGACUGGAUUAGUAACGAAUGUUUCAAAUCAAAACCAGAUGGAAAUGUGGAAAAAUCUAGCAUGCCUACUACAUAUUCGUCCAUGUAUGCCACAAAAUCAUGAUCCAAUGCCAAUCUGUCAAUCAAAUUGUGUUGAACUUUUUCAUCAUAAUAGUCUUAAUAAUCAAAUUGAAAUGUUGGACAAAAAUAUUGUUUGUGAUUUUUUAGACAAUACCAUUCAUAGAUUAACAAAAGGAUCAUCAGAUCUUUUAUUUUCAAGAGAAAAUCCCGAAAAAUGUUUGAAUCUAAACCGUAUGACGAUAAAAUCAGAUAAUCGAAUUUCCACUUAUUCGGUUACUUCUCGCAUGAAUGAAGAAGAAUGUUUUUGCCAAAAUGAUCAUCAACAAUGUUCAAUCAAUCAUGAUUGUUUCAUAAAUGAUUGUCCUCGUAUUCGAUGUUCCAAUAUUUGUAGUAUCGGAAAAUUAUCUGAACUAAAAAUAUCUCUAGAUACAAGUAUUAAAUUGCCAAUGAUCCAAUCAUUUGAUAAUAAUAAUAAUCAUUUGAAUAACUGUUAUCAUCAAUGUUAUUGCAAUCCAAUGGGAACAUUAGUCGAUUGUUAUUAUCAUUGUUUUUCCAAUACUUCGAUCAAUGAGAAACAAGAAUGGAUAAAAUUGAUCCAGGAUCAAUUAUUUUGUAUGUCACAAUGUUCCGAUACUUAUGAACCAAUUUGUUCGUUUAAAACUGGUCAUACUUAUUUGAAUAAAUGUUUUUAUGAAUGUUUUCAUAAUGAAUCGGAAUUUGAAAUGGAAUAUAUGUUUGGCCGAAAUUGUCGAAGAAUUGGUGAUGAUUUCAAAAAAAUUUGUCUAAAAAAUAAGAACAAAGAAAGUUGUAUUAUGGAUGAUUCUGUUCAAUUGUUUGAAAUAAAAGAAAUGCGAAUAUCUAUCGAACGAUUACAAUACAUAUGUGAUGAUUUUAACCAAUCAGAAGUUGAAUGGAUGAAUCUUAAUGAUAUGACCGUAUGCGAUACAAAAGGACAAGAACACUUGAAUAUCUGUACCCUACAAAAUUUUACCACAUCCUAUUUUGGAAAAUGUCGAGUUUAUUGUUCAAUGUCUGGUCCUGUAUGCGGCCGUGAUCUUUAUAUUUAUUAUUCUGAAUGUGCAGCACAAGCAGCCAAUGUUUUUGUCGAUUAUUUUGAUUCGUGUGGAUCAAACAAUAAAAUUCAAGAAAAAUUUUGUCCCACUAUUACAUCAUGUCCGGAACAAUAUAUACAUUGGUUACCAUUUAAUCAAUGUCCAUUCUGUGGUUCGGUUGCAUAUUUCAUUUAUGAUCGAAAUUAUUUCAAAAAAAUUUCCUAUCAAUCCGAUGCAUUGACCAUACAGUAUCUCUUACUAAGGCAAAAAUCGCUAAACAUUAAAACAUUAUCACGUCAAAUUCAAUCAUUGAUGGACAAUAAUGAUUGUCAACUUUCAAUACAUUUAUUAGCACCAGGUUUUGUCACUGUAUUGAUUCGAUCGAAAUUUGAAUCCAAUUAUCAAAAUGAUGUUUGCCAUAAAGAAUUAUUAAGAUUGAUUAUAAUAAUUAAAAAUAGAUCACCUAUUGUACAGCUGAAAUUUCCAUUAUCAUUACUUUAUUAUGAUGAAACAAUCAACGAAAAAAUUCGAUUAUGGUCUUCCAUGUUGGCCGUUAAACAACAACAACAAUGGAGAAAAUUAAAAUUUUCAAACAUUAAUUCCGGAAUCAUGAAUUCAUCGAACGUUUCAUAUACAUUCAUUUUUCUUAAUCUCAUUUUAUUAAUAUUAUUGUAUUGGAAAAAUAUACAAGUUUCAUGA